Messenger RNA from Aspergillus tanneri, 2058 nucleotides. RefSeq names its product tRNA (guanine26-N2)-dimethyltransferase (gene TRMT1). The transcript has a single exon. The record is from RefSeq and is a predicted model, not a curated record. Gene Ontology annotation, cellular component: nucleus. Gene Ontology annotation, molecular function: RNA binding. NCBI's taxonomy places the organism in Eukaryota, Fungi, Ascomycota, Eurotiomycetes, Eurotiales, Aspergillaceae. Gene Ontology annotation, biological process: tRNA N2-guanine methylation. Bases 1 to 2058 code for a protein of 685 amino acids.
AUGGAAACACCACUGCCACCCCGUAUGUCUGGUGGAUACGUGCAACACGAUGGCAAAGAAUACAAGGCAGUAAAAGAAGGAUUAGCCUAUAUCCUGAGCCCACCUACGCAGUCUGCAGCAUCAGAGGAAACGAAGACAGAUCCCACAACGUGCGAGGCAACUCAGUCUGUGUUUUAUAAUCCGAUACAACAAUUUAAUCGUGACCUAAGUGUGCUUGCAAUCAAGGCCUAUGGCGAACAUCUGCUGUCUUUAAAGAAGCAGAAAGCUGCCAAUAGAGCGCGGAAGAGCGCGGAAGCCAUAUUAACAAAAGGUACAAAGCGAAAGAGGGACGAGUUAUAUGGAGAAGUGCAGGACAGUAAAAGUGAAAAUGAUGAGAGAUUGGUGCCAAGUCCCAAUCAGUUGGAUUCGCGGGCGUAUAUGGAGCAGAACAAUUCGCCAUCAUUCACUAUUCUAGAUGCGCUUUCAGCUACUGGUUUACGGGCGUUACGAUAUGCUUCAGAAAUUCCAUUUACGACUCGUAUUGUUGCGAACGAUUUAUCGCCCUCUGCUGUUCAGUCGAUGAAGAUGAAUAUUGAGUACAACGGGCUUGGGAAAUUAAUUGAACCCAAUAUUGGCGACGCACGGGCUUAUAUGUACAGUCGCUCAAACAUGCACAGAGCCCAGAGCAUCGGAAAUUCUUCUAGUAGGUUUGAUGUCAUUGAUCUAGACCCUUAUGGCUCCGCAGCGCCAUUUAUGGAUGCUGCACUGCAAGGAGUGAAGGAUGGAGGUCUGCUCUGCGUAACCUGUACUGAUGCUGGUGUAUGGGCAUCAAAUGGGUACCCCGAAAAGUCAUUUGCGUUAUACGGCGGUGUCCCAAUCAAAGGCUCACAUUCUCAUGAGGGUGGAUUGCGUCUGAUUUUACACGGUCUUGCGAUGUCUGCAACCAAAUAUGGACUUGCAAUUGAGCCACUUUUGUCUUUAUCAAUUGACUUUUAUGCUCGAGUGUUUGUUCGUGUUCAUCGAUCACCGGCUGAGGUCAAGUUUGUUUCGGGUAACACAAUGAUGGUUUAUAACUGUGAUUCAGGAUGCGGGGCUUGGUCAACGCAGCCUCUAACUCAGACGAAGCAGAGGCUUGACAGGAAGGGGACACCCUUUUAUCACUAUGGGUUCGCUCAAGGUCCAGUUGCAGGGACGCAAUGUGAGCAAUGCGGAUUCAGGACUCACAUAGGUGGUCCAAUGUGGGCAGGGCCUUUACAUAAUCCCCAAUUUAUCCAAAAAAUUCUCGACAUGCUCCCCGAAGUAAACAAGGAUACCUAUCAGACUGCUGACAGGAUAGAAGGCAUGUUGAUCACAGCACUCGAGGAAGACCUAUAUAUCAACGAUUCUGCCACACUCCAGACUCCAGUGUCUGCCGACAUAGAGGGCAGUAACUCUUCUCCAAGUAAAUGUUCAGCUAUUAUUCCACGAAUGAAUCCGGCACAACGAGAACCACAUCCUUUCUAUUUCAGCCUCAGUUCUUUGUCCAAAGUUCUUCGCACGUCGACUGUUCCGUAUGAUACAUUCUGCGGAGCUCUCCGACAUAUUGGCUAUCGGACCGCCCGUAGCCAUGCAAAGCCCAACACAGUGCGUACCAAUGCUCCUUGGAGCGUGAUCUGGGAAGUUAUGAGAGAAUGGGUGCGGCAAAAGUCCCCAAUAAGAGAAGGUGCCUUAAAGGCGGGAACUGCUGGCGCCACCAUCAUGGCUAAGAGUCGAAAACAGUCGCGGGAAUCCAAUGGAGGAAACCAGCUGUUAGAGGUUCUGAGGAAUGAAAUUAAGUCUGCAGUCGAGAGUGGAGAUAAUGUUUCUGAUGUGGUCACCAAAGUGGAAGCAGCAUUAUAUCGCUCGAGGGCCCGGCCGUCACAUGAGAGUUCUGAGACAAAUCGAGAUUUGGGCGUUCCAAACUCACAGGAAAGCACACUGGAGAUUAUUUUUGAUGAGGCUUUAGGUAGAGAAGCAUCCAGUAAAAGGCGACUUGUGAGGUACCAGACCAAUCCUCGAGCGAAUUGGGGCCCCCUGAACCGAGCAUCUGGUGGAGGAUGA